UUAGUAUUAGUCUAUGUCUAUGAAAUAUUGAACAAGCCGAAAAAUGGCUGCUGUUAAUUUUGUGCGAAGUGCUUUUAACGGAUUACUACGAAAAUCUACCACAUACAAGUGUGCAGCAAUAUGCAGACUAUCAACAGUAGCCUUGCAGCAAAAAUGUCCCAUUAAACCCAUCACCAACUCUUAUAAUAUCGAACAUACACAGAAUGUGGUGAGCCUGCGUAAACGUCAAUACGCCACCGGGCCCGUACAUAAGAUAACCGAGUCGGAGAUCCAAGAGCGAGUGAUCAAAGUGUGCAAGGCUUACGACAAACUCGUAACAGUUCAGAAUGUGAAAAUCAGUCGUAACUACUGCCACGCGCCUCCGCUUACACUCGAUCUACUCAGACAAAGAGUGAUUCUAGUUCUCCAACUUUAUGACAAAAUUAACCCUGAGAAGUUAUCCCUGGACUCACAUUUCAUGACCGACCUGGGUUUGGAUUCAUUAGACCAUGUAGAGAUCAUCAUGGCAAUGGAAGAUGAGUUUGGUUUUGAAAUCCCUGAUGGUGAUGCAGAAAGACUAGUUAGACCGAGAGACAUCGUACAGUAUGUUGCUGAUAAGGAGGAUAUUUAUGAUUGAACAAACACCUAAUAUAUAAUCACAACUUAUCUUGAACCAAAUGUAUACCUUUAUGUAAUAAUUCCAAAAAAGAGGAUCUAUAUAUCCAACAUACAUAUAUAGCCUUAUAGUACAGAUAUUCUGAUAUGAUGUAACUGAGCUUUUAAGAUCUGUUGAGUUGCCAUAGUUUAAUUCAAUGCUUUUAGUAUAAUAUUGUUAAAAAAUGGCCACUGGAUUGUAAAUCUUUUAUUUAAAAUUAUUUCAUCUCUUUUAAGGUGAUUUCUUUAAUUGAAGCUUAUUUUUUAUUAAUUAAGCUUUAAUUAAUAUGUAUA
Molecule: messenger RNA, 927 nt
Organism: Bicyclus anynana (squinting bush brown)
Lineage: Eukaryota; Metazoa; Arthropoda; Insecta; Lepidoptera; Nymphalidae
Gene: ND-ACP
Product: acyl carrier protein, mitochondrial
Exons: 4
Coding region: 44-616 (190 amino acids)
Biological process (GO): fatty acid biosynthetic process
Cellular component (GO): mitochondrion
Molecular function (GO): acyl carrier activity; acyl binding
Source: RefSeq, a predicted model, not a curated record